This is a messenger RNA of Nylanderia fulva, 3458 nucleotides long. Its product is annotated as aminopeptidase N. Gene Ontology annotation, molecular function: peptide binding; metalloaminopeptidase activity; zinc ion binding. Lineage: Eukaryota; Metazoa; Arthropoda; Insecta; Hymenoptera; Formicidae. Gene Ontology annotation, biological process: proteolysis; peptide catabolic process. The record is from RefSeq and is a predicted model, not a curated record. Gene Ontology annotation, cellular component: membrane; cytoplasm.
CAAUUAUUACAGUCGACAUUAGUAUUUAAUAUCAUUGCGAAUUAUUUAAAAAAAUUCACAGAAAAUAUACGUGCGGCUUUCUGCGUAGAUACAAGUAUAUUCUAUCGUAUUCUCAUUGAAACUCGUUAUCACCAUUACCCUGAGUGUGAUAGACAAAUAUUAUCUCACUAAAUGUCCGAUUGAGGUUGAUGUCGAUUUACCUUUAUCCGUAAUCGUUAAUGACAAAUAAUAUAACAACUACGCAGUAAACGCGACUUAGUCUUAAUCUGGCAAUGUAGUCUUAAUCUCGCGAUACAGUUAAACAUUACUGAGCAUUACAUUGUAAUUAAAUUUCUAGUGAAGUUUGAUUGUGAUUACAAUAAGUGAUGAAAAAUAUUAUGUCAUGAUAAUAUUCAGUAAAAAUAGAACUCGUACUUUAAACUCGUGUGUGCACAUGUGACUACUGCAUGUAUUUGUGUGCGUGUCCGUUUUAUAUAUAACGUUUAUCUCAUUAUCUUAUAUACAACAUAUAAUGUAAUGCAAGGUGAAAGAUAGUCCAAUACAUAUAACCGUGCACUUCUAUUUAUACAGAAACCAAUUUUUAAAAUUUGACCGAAUGUAUCCAUGUUAAGAAAUAAUCAUGAUUUCUUAUCGCUUCGUGUUCUCUGUGAUUUUAUUGAUUAUUCUCGUCGCUCUAAAUCUGGUACUCGCGUAUGCUAGCAUAGAUAAAAAUAAAAAUUCGAAUGAAAUUUCCGCACGAUACCGACUACCCAAGAAAAUCAUUCCCUGUCUUAUGAUUUAUCGAUUUACACUCAUCCCAGUAACGCAGAUUACAAUGGUCACGUACGGAUUAUGUUGCAAGUACUUGAAAAAAUAGAUUUCGUCGUCCUGCAUACAGAUGCAUUAACCGUACAAUCAAAUGCAUCUUUAUCGGAUAAGUCGGGUCAAUUGAUUCCGAUUUUAUAUUAUGUGUAUGAUCAAGAAACACUUAUGCUUACGAUUAAACUCGAGCGCACACUGAAACCUGAAAAAUACACGAUAGAACUGUCCUUUAAAGGAUACAUUGCAAACGAUGUUUUCGGCUUUUACGCAAGUCUGUAUGAAGUUGAAGGAAAAAUUAGACGAAUCGGCGUAACUCAGUUUUCGCCUACGUAUGCACGUCGUGCAUUUCCAUGUAUGGACGAGCCAUAUUUAAAGGCGGAAUUCAAAGUACGAAUUGGUCAUCAUAAAGAUCAAAAUGCGACGAGUAAUACUCCAGUGGAAUCUAUACGAAUGAUAAAUGAUACUUACUACAUGACCACAUUUCGCCGAACGCCGCGAAUUCCCACGUACUUGGUAGGAUGGACAGUGCACAAUUUUAUCCCGGAGCGAUCAAAAAUUUCGGAGGACUUCAAGAUGUGGACGAGAGAUUCCAUGAAGUUUCGCGGAUCGAUGGCCUUGAAUCGCGGUCAGGCAGUCUUCUCGGCAUUGCAGACGUGGUUGUCGGUGAAGAGCCCGCUGGAGAAGGUCGAUCAAUUUGCAAUACCGGAUUUCAAUUUUAACGCGAUGGAGAAUUGGGGCCUCGUCACUUAUCGGGAAUCCGUAGUAUUGCAUGAGAACGAAAUCACGCCGACGAGAAUAGUAUUGAAUGGAUUGACAACGAUGGCUCACGAGUACACUCACACCUGGUUCGGAAAUCUGGUGACGCCCGAAUUCUGGGACGUCGUCUGGCUGAAGGAGGGUUUCGCUACGUAUUUCCAAUACUUCGGUGUAUCCAUAGUAAAACCGGAUCUGAGAAUGAUGAAUGUGUUCGUAGUAGAUUGUCUUCAACCGACGCUACUCGCAGAUUCCGAUGAUCAUACACGUACACUGAACGGUCAGGAGGUCGGAAAUCGUAGCAGCAUUAUGGCUACUUUGGAUUUCGUUUCUUACGAAAAAGGUGCAUCCAUAAUUCGUAUGAUCAAUUAUAUCAUCGGAAGCACAGCAUUUCAAUUAGGCUUGCAGAGUUAUUUGCGUGAAAUGUCAUAUCAAGCAGCACGUCCAUCCGAUUUAUAUCGAAACUUACAGACUGCAUCAGAUAAAUUAAAGCAACUGCCUAAGCAUUUGCUCGUAAAAGAUAUCAUGGAAUCCUGGGCAAAUCAACCAGGAUAUCCCUUAAUAACCAUUACGCGAAACUACACCGCGAAAACUCUUUACGCUUCGCAAGAACGAUUUUACUUAAAUCGCCAUACAACGCAAACAGACAAAUCUGGUUGGUGGAUACCACUGACUUUCGCAAUUGAAAACUCAAUUACGUUUGAUCGAAUCAAUAUAGCAGCAUGGUUGGAGCCGCAGGUCAAGAGAACAAUAAUUGGUUCUUUCGAGUCAAACUCGUGGGUGAUUUUCAAUGUUCAGCAAGUUGGAUAUUAUAGAGUCAAUUAUGACGAGAAUAACUGGAAGAUGCUUAUCGAUUAUCUGACAUUGAAGAAUUUAAAAAUACACGCGAUAAACAGGGCUGCGCUUCUAGAUGACGCCUUUAAUUUAGCUAGAGCCGGUUAUGUGAAUUAUUCUAUUCCAUUUAAUAUUGCGAUGUAUCUCAUGCAUGAAACCGAGUACGAACCGUGGGUUGCUGCGAUAAAUAACUUUAAUUUCCUCAAUCAUAUUCUCGCUAGCUCACCGCGAGUACAACAACUUUUUCAGACUUACGCAAAUCUUAUACUAAAAUCUAUAUACACUUUACUGAACUUCAUCGAAAACCCAGCAGACAGUUUCACAAUAAAAUUACAUCGCGAAUUAAUCUUAUCGGCUGCGUGCUCAGUCAACAACAUCCACUGUCUAAAAAUAUCAAAAUUUCUAUUUAAUUCAUGGAUUUCUAUGUCGGAGAAAAGAGUAUCAGCAAAUCUUAAGAGUUUUGUGUAUUGUGUGGGCAUUCGUGGAGGUAAUGAUAAUGAUUGGCAUACAGUCUGGAAUCGGUUUCUCCGCUCUGAUUUACAUACAGAACAGGAACUUCUGCUAAAUGCACUUGGAUGUACUAAAAGUGCACAAUUAAUCGAAAAAUAUCUUAAUAUUUCCAUAAAUUAUGAAUUCAACCUCCGCAAGCAAUACAGAAUAAUGAUAAUUAAUGCGAUUUUGAAUGGCAAUCCCGAAAAUGUGAAUUCUGUUAUCGAUUUUAUUCACAAUAAUUUGCAUGCAGUUAUAAAAUUAAGAGGAAUAGAUUUCUUAAAUAAAAUGCUUACUGCUAUAGGAAAUAAAAUUAUAACCGAAGUUCAAUUAAACAAGUUUCGCUUUUUUGUUGACAAGAAUAUCAAAGACCUAGGAUCAGCGUUGAAUUCAGCAAGGAAAGCUAUAACUGUUUCUGCAGCGUCCAUAACAUGGAUUAAUGAAUUUUUGCCUGCAAUCGAGAAAGCAUUAUUGUUAAAUUAAUGAUUUAAAGACAUAUUACGAGAAUAUAUUAUACUAAUAUAGUGAUCACGUUGUAUUUGUAAUUAAAUUUAAAUAAAUAUACAUACAAGCACGUAAAA